Molecule: messenger RNA, 1362 nt
Organism: Rotaria socialis
Lineage: Eukaryota; Metazoa; Rotifera; Eurotatoria; Philodinida; Philodinidae
Source: the annotation of a GenBank genome assembly
AUGAUGAAUCGUUUUGGUGAUAUUGAUGCUUCAUUUAAAAGACUUACACCUGUAUAUGGUUUUCGCAGCGCAAAAUGUGUUCCUAUCGAAAACGCCCUAGAAUCAAUUGUGUCUCAAAUCGAUGAACUACCAUACUAUAUAAAAACAGCUAAAAAAUAUUGUCAUUUUCCAUCCGAGCAUGGAUUAACACGUGAUGAAUCGGCUGCUAUCUACAUUUAUACAAUGGAAUGGGGUGAUACUGCAUUGUAUCGUGUAUUGAACCAAGCAUUACGAUCAGAAAAUCGUCAAGCAUUAAAAAUAUGGUUUCCAUAUUUGAGAUUAUUCGAUGAGGCACUACGCAAGUUGCCAACUGUCAAAGAAGUACUAUGGAGAGGAAUUUCUCUUGAUAUUGGUAGGAGUUUUGUUAGAAACCAAAUAGUGACAUGGUGGAGUGUUAAUUCGUGUUCGUCGUCGGUCAACGUCAUUAAAAAUUUUAUUGGAAAAGAAAAAAAUUCAACUCUUUUUCUUAUUGAGGCUGUAAACGGUAGGAAAGUCUCCGGAUAUACCGAAUUUGAGAACGAAGAAGAAAUAGUCUUACCAAUGGGUUCACAAUUUCGAGUGAAGAGCGAUCCUUUGGAACAAUCGAAUGGCUCAUAUCUCGUACAUUUAAUAGAACUUGAUAAUGAAGAAAAUGAACUAUCAGCAACGGCUACUAACAAUAUAUUGCCAACGGUGACAGCAUCAUAUGAAAACAGCUCAUUCACACCAGCUCGUGGGACAGAUGUUGCUCUCGCGCCAUCGGUUAAAUGGUCACUUGAGGGUACCACUGUGGCUGGUGGUCAUGGGAAAGGUAGAGAAUUAAAUCAACUCGACCAUCCACGUGGGUUGUAUGUGCACGAUGAUUUCACGAUUUAUGUGGCAGACGGUGACAAUCAGCGCAUUAUGGCUUGGCCACUCGGAGCCAGACAGGGUCAAGUUGUCGCCGGUGGAAAUGGGUGUGGAAAUGAAUUGCACCAAUUGCAUUAUCCCUCUGAUGUAGUUGUCGAUCGAUCUAGUGAUACUCUUGUCAUCUGCGACUGGAGGAAUCGACGUGUGGUUCGUUGGCCUCGUCAUGGAGGGAAAAGGGGAAAAAUUCUCGUCGACAAUAUCGACUGCUUCGGUUUGGCCAUGGACGAUCAUGGAUUUUUGUAUGUUACUGACUUCGUGAGACACGAGGUUCGACGCUUUCGAUCACAUGCUGACUCACAAGGAACUGUAGUAGCUGGUGGACAUGGGAUAGGAAACCGAAACGAUCAACUGAAUUGGCCGGCUCAUCUUUUUAUCGAUCGAGAUCACUCUUUGUAUAUUUCAGAUGACUAUAAUCACCGAGUGAUGAAAUGGUAA